AUGUAUCAGACCGGCUUCUUCUCGGCCGUGUACCUCUUCCUGAUGGUGGCCGGGUCCUGGGCGGCCACGGUGACGUACGAUUGGGACAUCACCUGGGUGUAUGCCGCGCCGGAUGGCUAUGGCCGCCCAGUCAUCGGGAUCAAUGGCGCGUGGCCGUGUCCCAAGAUCGAGGCCGAGGUGGGCGACACCGUUGUAGUGAACGUGAACAACCAGCUGGGCAACCAGACGACCGGCAUCCACUUUCACGGCAUCAGCCAGGCCAAGUCGACCUGGAUGGACGGGCCCAGUGCUGUCGACCAGUGUCCGGUGCCGCCUGGUUCCUCGAUCACGUACAGUUUCCUGGCCGACGAGCCCGGCACAUUCUGGUACCACUCGCACAACCUCGGCCAGUACCCGGACGGACUGCGAGGCCCGAUGAUCGUUCACGACCCCAACGACCCGUACGCAGGCCAGUACGACGAGGAGGUCAUCCUGACAGUCUCGGACUGGUACCACACCCAGAGCCUGUAUCUGGUGCAGGACAUGCUCGUGACGUCCAACACGCAGUUCUUGCCGCCCUUCCCCGAUAACAUCCUCGUCAACGAGGGCCAGGGUGCCAAGAUCGACUUUGAGGUCAACAAGACGUACCGCUUCCGCAUCAUCUGCUACUCGGCCUUUGCCUCGGCCAUGCUGCACUUUGACUCGCACACGAUGCAGGUGAUCAUGAACGACGCUUCGUACGUGACCCAGAAGCAGGCCUACCAGCUACGCAUCAGCCCGGCCCAGCGCUACGACGUGCUGAUCUCAGGCAUCUCACGUGACCACCGCAACUAUCCCUUCCUCCUGUCGCUCGACAUCAACCGCGACUAUGCCGUCGAUGCGGCCUCGGGCAUCGUGUGGCCGCACAACUACACCGGCCAGCUCGUCAUGAAGCCCAACGGCACCUUUUCUGACGACGUCGUCGCCAAGUGGCAGCCCGUCGACGAUGCCCACUUCCAGCCCUACGACAGCCUCGCGGCCUAUAGUCCGGUCACCACGACCAUCACGCUCGACUUCAGCUUCUGCGACGACGUCAACGGCUAUCCGCGUGCCUGCUUCAACAACAAGACGUACAUCGACCAGACCGUGCCCACGCUCUACACCGCCGCCACUGUUGGCGAUAACAACACGAACCCCCUCGUCUAUGGCGCCGUCCAGCCCUACAUUGUCGAUGACGGCGAGGUCGUCGAGCUGGUCGUCAACAACCAGGACGCCGCCAUCCACCCCUUCCACCUGCACGGCCACCAGUUCCAAGUGCUCGACCGGCCCUCCAGCAACACCGGCCUCUGGUCCGGCAGCAGUCGCACCUUUCCGGCUACGCCGCCUCGUCGUGACACCAUCGCCGUCAACGGCAACUCCUAUGUCGUCAUCCGCUUCAAGGUUCAGAACCCCGGCGUCUUCCUCUUCCACUGCCACAUCGAGUGGCAUGUCGAGAUGGGCCUUACCGUCACCAUCAUCCAGGAGCCCGACCAGCUCAAGGGCCUCACCUUCCCCGACGACCACAUUGCCAACUGCAAGAAGAUGGGCAUUCCUUAUCAGGGAAAUGCUAUCGGCAACACCGUGGACCCCCUGAACACUACCGGCUUCCAGACCGUGCCCUCCACGUCGUAUCUUGGGUGCGUUGUCCCCUCUCUUGUUCUCUCUCCCUGGCCGCUGACCUUUCCCCAGUGCGAUGUACGUAUCAACAACGUCAACGUCUGA
Grosmannia clavigera kw1407 is the source of this 1719-nucleotide messenger RNA. RefSeq names its product iron transport multicopper oxidase fet3 precursor. NCBI's taxonomy places the organism in Eukaryota, Fungi, Ascomycota, Sordariomycetes, Ophiostomatales, Ophiostomataceae. Bases 1 to 1719 code for a protein of 572 amino acids. Gene Ontology annotation, cellular component: high-affinity iron permease complex. The record is from RefSeq and is a predicted model, not a curated record. Gene Ontology annotation, biological process: cellular response to iron ion starvation; reductive iron assimilation. The transcript is spliced from 3 exons. Gene Ontology annotation, molecular function: copper ion binding; ferroxidase activity.